This is a messenger RNA of Stegostoma tigrinum, 9532 nucleotides long. It is a transcript of the gene acap3a, whose product is annotated as ArfGAP with coiled-coil, ankyrin repeat and PH domains 3a. The coding region runs from base 154 to 2694 and encodes 846 amino acids. The transcript is spliced from 24 exons. Lineage: Eukaryota; Metazoa; Chordata; Chondrichthyes; Orectolobiformes; Stegostomatidae. Gene Ontology annotation, cellular component: cytoplasm. Gene Ontology annotation, molecular function: protein binding; GTPase activator activity. The record is from RefSeq and is a predicted model, not a curated record.
CAGCUCCUCUUGUCCCUGAGCGCAGAGGGAGAGCAGGAGAAUGGCUCGCAGGCUCCGGGAUUCACGGCACAGCAUUCCUACCAUUUUGGACUAAGUCUGGUCACAGGCACAUCCUCGCGUUUGGGUUCUCAGAGCAGGCGAUGAGCAGACUAAAUGAAGGGUGAAUGCCAAACUAGAGAAAAAGAGAUCGCCAAAAUGACAGUGGAUUUUGAAGAGUGUGUGAAAGAUUCCCCUCGGUUCAGGGCAACGAUUGAGGAGGUGGAGACUGAUGUCGUGGAAAUUGAAGCAAAACUUGAUAAGUUGGUGAAACUGUGCAGUGGGAUGAUCGAAGCAGGGAGAGCAUAUACCACAGCCAACAAACAUUUUGUCAAUGGGAUCCGAGACCUCUCUCAACAGUGCAGGAAAGAUGAAAUGAUAUCGGAAUGCCUCCAGAAGUUUGGAGAAAGCUUACAAGAAAUGAUCAACUACCACAUGAUUCUCUCCGAUCAAGCUCAAAGGUCAGUAAGGAUGCAGCUGAAUAACUUCGUCAAAGAAGAUGUUCGGAAGUUCAAGGAGACAAAGAAGCAUUUCGACAAGGUCAGAGAGGACAUGGACCUGGCGUUGAUCAAAAAUGCGCAGGCUACCAGGAACAAGACACAUGAGGUGGAGGAGGCUACGGGGACAUUGACAAUGACCAGAAAGUGCUUCAGGCACCUGGCACUCGACUAUGUUCUUCAGAUUAAUGUUCUUCAGGCAAAGAAGAAGUUUGAAAUAUUAGAUGCGAUGCUGUCGUUCAUGCAUGCACAGUACACCUUCUUCCAGCAAGGGUUCAACUUGCUUAAGGAGCUGGAUCCCUACAUGAAAAAACUGGCCACGGAGCUGGACCAGCUUGUGAUUGACUCGGCUGUGGAGAAAAGGGAAAUGGAGCAUAAGCACGCGCUGAUACAACAGCGGACUCUGCUACAGGACUUCUCAUAUGAUGAUUCCAAGGUUGAAUUCAAUAUUGAUGCUCCUAAUGGAGUGGUGAUGGAAGGUUAUUUGUUCAAGAGAGCAAGUAAUGCUUUUAAGACUUGGAACCGGAGGUGGUUUUCAAUACAAAACAGUCAAUUGGUGUACCAGAAGAAGAUGAAGGAUGCAUUAACUGUGGUGGUCGACGAUUUGAGGCUUUGUUCCGUCAAACCCUGUGAGGACAUCGAGAGGCGCUUUUGUUUCGAGGUUGUCUCUCCGAACAAGAGCUGUAUGCUGCAGGCAGACUCGGAAAAGUUGCGCCUAGCCUGGAUUCAGGCAGUGCAGGCCAGCAUCGCCACUGCAUACCGAGAAAGCCCAGAUAAUAACUACAUCAAUAGGCUGGACAGAACUGCAUCUCCAUCCACAAGCAGCAUUGACUCGGCUAGUGACUCCCGGGAUCGCAGUGUGAAGGGUGAAAGCAUCCUGCAGCGAGUGCAGGGCAUUGCUGGCAAUGACCAGUGCUGUGACUGCGGACAAGCUGACCCUCGAUGGGCCAGCAUCAACCUUGGGAUCACACUGUGCAUCGAGUGCUCUGGAAUUCACAGGAGCCUUGGUGUCCAGUGUUCCAAGGUUCGUUCUCUCACAUUGGACUCCUGGGAGCCAGAGUUACUUAAGUUGAUGUGCGAGCUGGGAAACAACACCAUUAAUCAUAUUUAUGAAGGAAGAUGUGAGGAAUAUGGACUGAAGAAACCACAGCCUACAAGUACAAGGCUGCAGAAGGAAGCCUGGAUCAAAGCCAAAUAUGUAGAAAAGAAAUUCCUUAAAAAACUGCCUAAUGCCGACGCACUCACAGAUACUGAACGGAAACCACGGCGAUGGAGUGUCAAGAAAUGCCGACGGCACAACAGUUCCACCAAAGCUCCGACAGCACGCAGGAGGUAUCGGCAGGACACUGGCAGUGUAUCGCCAGCAACAUUCGCAGCAGCAGCUGCACUGGAGAGAAAAUUUCGAAGAGACUCCCUGUUUUGUCCUGAUGAACUUGACUCGCUGUUUUCGUACUUUGACACUACAUCUGGGCCCCGUAGUUUAAGCAGUGACAGUGGCUUGGGUGGCAGCACCGAUGGCAGCACCGAUAUCCUGGUCUUCGGCACAGUGGUGGACAGUGUCACUGAAGAAGUGAGUGAGGUCUCUGAGGAGUCGAGCGGUGAGCCAGAGAUUGAGGCAGAAGCUUCCGACUCUGAAGAUCUCCGAGAGCUACACCCUGGCAUCCUUGUGUACAAGGCAGCACAAGCUCGCAAUCUGGCUGUCAUGGCUGAGGCCUUGGCUCAUGCUGCUGACGUCAACUGGGUCAAUGACGAGGAUGAGAAUAAAACUCCGCUCAUUCAAGCAGUCAUUGGGGGUUCACUUGUUGCUUGUGAAUUCCUACUUCAAAAUGGGGCUGAUGUAAAUCAAAAAGAUAUUCGAGGUCGUGGGCCGAUCCAUCAUGCCACCUACCUGGGACACACUGGUCAGGUCUGUCUUUUUCUCAAACGAGGAGCCAGUCAGAAUGCAGUGGACGAUGAUGGGCAGGAUCCACUCAGCAUUGCUGUUCAAGCAGCCAACGCAGACAUUGUGACUCUAUUGCGACUGGCAAGAAUGAAUGAAGAGAUGCGGGAGACUGAAGGCCCAUUUGGCCAGCCAGGUCAAUAUCCUAGCAGCAGUCCCACUGAGCUUCAGUACAGGAAGUGCAUUCAGGAAUUUAUCAGUCUAAAGAUAGAUGAAUGCUAGGGAAACAGCACUAACUAACCUGAUUAGGUGACGUAGUAAUGAUAAACUGGGCCUCUUUUGAUUACACAUUUCUCUUAUGGAUGGUGGAGCGAUGAGCUGUUUAUUUUUAUGACUGUGUACGCACAGCUAGCACUGAUGGUGAAAGAAGAAAAGGCAGUGCUUAAAGUUUAUUUUGUGUCGUGUGAACAGAUGCUUUAUUCACAUUUUUCAGCCUCAAUGUGGUUACUAUAAAGCAUGGAGUUAAGUAAUCACUGUAGAAACAUUCCACUCUCUAAGGGUUAAUGUCCUCAGUUGAUCAGAGGGCCGAUGCGCUCCAUUACAUGGCACCAGCCCAUAAUGGUCAGCAAGUCUUUGCCAAGCUGCCAGGUCUGACUAGGUGCAAAUAGAGAUGCUCCAAUUGAUCUCGAGACCCCUGGGUGAGGGAGGACAAAUUCAGCCAAGGUUCCCAUUCCUGACAGUUAUCAAGUUGAACAGGAUUGGGUUCAGCAUUGAUCCUGUACCCCACAUUACCACUUCCCCACUCAAAGGGUUUGCGAGCACCCAGUCUCUAGUACAAUUACAUGAUGUACACAGCAUUGCUGGUAGCUGUGAAAUUGUACAUCCUGAAUCAAUGACUUUUGGACAGCAGGGAAGGAAAAACAAAGAAAAACAUAGCUGGGGUUGAGAUUUUCAAAUUUUAAAUUUUACGUGUUUAAACUAAAUUAAAUUAAACUUUAAAAUAUUAUGAAUUUAAAUAGGAAGUCUGUCUCAGCCCCUCCAAUUAAAACCAGGAUGCUCAGUUAAGUAUGUGUACUAUAAAUUUCUGAUAACAAAUCAAAAACAAAUAGGAGUUAAAUGUUCUUCUAUAAGGCCAUAAAUAUUUGUUACCUUAUUGCCUGCAUUUAGGAAUUGAUCAUUUCCUUAGAGCCUGGUUUGUAUAUUUUUUUAAAAGCUAUCUGUUUUUAAUGUAAUUCUUCUUGGCUCUUUUCUGUUGGUGCCCUACAGGGCAAACUGGGUGUGUCCAGGUUAACAUUCACACCCUUGCUUAGUGUGAUACAUUCCCAAACUGAUUUAGAUCAGUCACCUUGCCAGCUGCAGACAAACAAAGCUGCCAACAAUUCAUAAGUAAAAACAGAAAAUGAUGGAGCAACUCAGCAGGUCUGAUAUCAUCAGUGGAGAGAGAAGCAGAGUUAAUGUUUUAACUCUUCUUUCAGUACACUUUCUGUUUUAUUUCCAGUCUGCAGUACUUUGCUUUUAUUUGCUAAUAUUCAUGAUUUUCAAGAGGAAGUCCAGCACAGUGAACUAAGUGGGAAUCUCAUGGUAACACCCAAGGAAUUGGGGUUGAGAGCUUUGGCCUUGGAGAAAAUUAGGUAUUCGUGGGUUUCCUCUGGCCGCUGCUAACUGGAAGUAGAUAUUGCUGCUAACCAUUGACACAUCCAUAGAUAGUUUUGAUGAGCUUGAGGAGUAAGGUCCAGGAAGCCACAAAGGAGAUUUUGUGGGGAUGCGUUACAAUGAAAGAAAGAAUGUUUUUUUAAAAGCACAGAGGGAAGAAUUUAAUAAAUAUUUUACCAAACAAGUCUUUCAGUUUAAAAAAAAAUCAAAUUAUUUUAAAUCAUUUGUUUCCACUGGAAACUGUUACACAGGUCACAUAUAAAGAAUUAAACUUUGGGCAAAAUCUUCUCUGCUUUCACCAACUCUGCACAGGACUGAUUAUUUCUGAGGCUGUUAGGCUGAGAUGAGAAGCCUGGAAAUCAUGUGUUCUGAUUUAGUUUUACGAUUGGUGCUGCGAAACUCAUUGCCUCAGUUACAGAGAAAAAAUCCAAUUAAUCAGCAAAUGCCUGCCAAGCAAGAUGUGGUCCUAAAGGACUCCCUUCAAUAAACUCAAUUUUUAAGCAGCCAGGGUUAGUUUGCCAAUGAAUUACUAUUAAAUAACUUGAAGUGGCAACUAAAUAUUCCUUUAUAUUAUAUUCAACUUUUCUAUGGUGAUGAAUAUUCCUGGAGAUGCAAAGGAAUAGGGAAGUGUUGAGCCAUAUGAACUACUUUGAUCUUUUAACUAAUCAAACAUUGCUUUGUUGAGAUGCUGCAUCUAGUACUGUAACCAGAAACCUGAGCAGGUUAGAAGAAAGUUGAUUGUUUUCUGUAAUUGGGUUCCAUGGUAACACUGACCUUUUGUUUUAAUCUUGAUGUUGUAAUUAUUAUAAACAGACCAGGUGACCUUAGUUACACAUAUAGGACAGAAUCUGCCCUUGUGCCUGUACAGUAGGUGUCAUGUGUUGAUGUAUUGCUUGAUAUAUUGAAAAAGGUGGUUACAACAUUCUGUUCCUCAAAACAAAAUCACACAUUUUAAGGGGGAAAUCGAGUUCUGUAAAUAUUAAAAUGGAGUUUUGUUCUGGUUGGGACAAUUUAUUUAAAAUGAAAUAGAAUAUGAAUUAGAUUUUAUGUAUAAAACAACUUUGUGCACUUUUCCUACCUACAGUAUUGUUUUCUGUUAACUUUGUGAGUUCUCUCAACAGUGAAAGUGUUGUUUUAAAUGUUUAUUUAUAUGAAUUGCCCAGAGGAAUAGUGCAAUGAAAAAAAAAUGAAUACAGGUAACUGUGUUUAUUGUUGGAGAUUUGUGGGUUUUUUUUGUAACACCAUAGAGUGUAUUUUUUUAAAUUGACACACUUUGUUUUGUAUUUGGCACAGUACAGGCAUAAAAUGUCUCUGAGCUUUUAUUUAGUGUGACGCACCUGUGCAGAUUUCUACUGCUUAGUUUAGCAUAGAUUACUAGAGCACAUGGCGAGUUCUCAGUAGAUCUCUUUUAAUGCAUUCUGUGUAAACUGUUUGAUUUGCAACAAAACCUGGAUCAACAGGUCCCACAGGUACAGUUUCAACAAAAAGUAAUUGCUUUUCAUUUUGAGAUUUUUUCUUCUACUUCCUGUGUAUAGAGCGAUAUUUUCAAAUUGAUUUGUGACUCCCAGCAUCUCUAAUUAAAUGCUGUGCAUAACAUUGUUUCAUAGCCUAGUGCAAAAUCCUUGCAAGUUGUAAAAUGUGUCUUUUGGCAGAAAGCAACAGUGUAAAAUAUUAAUAUACAUGACCAUCGCCUCUCACCCUUCAAGCUCCAUAAAUCUGCUGCUCGAAAUAUGCAGUUUCUUUAUCUGGAACUGAGAGAAUUGUCAGACUUGGGAUUCAGUACUGUAUCCCCUCCUACCAGCCCUUCACUGAUACAAAAGCAACUCAAUGCUGUUAGCGGGUUGGGCAGAUGAUCUCCUGUUAGGAGGGAUAACUAUGUUCGGAAUUAUGGCUGCAUCCUCCCACCUUGUCACACUGCAGGAAAGUACAUGAGACUGGAGAAUCUGCCAAAAUGUUAGUGUCCAACAUUUCAAUGGUCACAUGGCACAUGUGCAGCCAACUGUCAAUUCCACAAACAAGUUAGACUCCCCCACAAGUAGCAAAACUUCACAACAAUUCCACAAUUCAACAUGAUGAAAAAUAAUUUCAUUUGUUCAUCUGUGUGAGAUCUUUAGGCAAAAGUUUACCAAGAGUGAGCAUUCAGCAGCUAACUUCAGGGCUCAAACAGUGCACUUUCAGGAAUAUUGAUCCUCCCUCAGGAAGUCUGACCUGCCUUGAAUUGACUGUUAGAGAGAGCGGGAGUUUUUAUAUAUGACACUGAUUUGAGUUUACUCAAUCCUCUCCCUAAGUAUAACUAAGGCUGUAUGUUUCAAAGCUUUUUCUUAAAUAUUCACUCUGUGUGUAUCACUGGUAAGGCCAGAAUUUCAUGCCCCAUGCUAAUUCCCCUUCAAAGAUGAUCAAUACAAGUGCUGGAUCAUCUCAAAAAAUAUUUAAGAAUCAACCACAUUGCUAUGGAACUAGAGUCACCUAAAGUCCCAGACCAGACCAUGAUGGCAAGUUUCCUUCCCUAAAUAGGAUUUAAAGAACCAUCUGGGUUUUCACAACAAUCUGGUAGUUUCGCUGGCAACAUUAUAGAUUUUAGCUUUUUCACUUGAGAUUUAAUGUCACUGGUUUAGUGGGCUUCGAACCCAUGUCUCUGGAUUACUACUCCAGUAACAUCACUAUCUGUUGCUAUAUCUAAAGAUUACCCCACACAUAUUUAAAUCGCUGUGCUAUCGAAGCUUUCAACAUUUCUUUCUCAGUUUCAUUUCUAUGGUAACAAUAUUAUCGUUCUUUUUCUGUUUGCAGGUGUUGAAUUUAGUCUUAGCAAAUAAUUGAUGUUUAUCUUGAACUAAUACCACUUCACAUUUCAGCCCUAAAAAAGUAAGACUUUUUAAAAGUUGUCAACAAAUGUGAGGGAUACAAUGUGAUUGUGCACGGUUACAAAGGUGUGGCUGAAUUAUUGGCCUUAAAAAAUCCACUGGUUUCAUUUGGUAAGGAAGGAUUCAAGGUGAUUAUAAAAGUGUGUCGCCUGAAGGCUCCCGAUAGUCUGGCAAGAGAACGCCCAGUCCCUGAAAGGACACGCUCCAACAGCAUCUGUUGGGCUGAGAUUAAGGAGUUCCUACUUAUUCAGCAGGCUGAUUGGUAAUGUUGUCAAGAUGCAGUUUUUCUUUUUCUCUGGCAGAAACCACUGGCCCAGUGCCAAAUCCCUGAAAACACUCAACAUACACACACACACAUUUACAUUCUGUGCAGUCCCUAGAGACAGCCCCAAACUGUAAUAAAUCAGGGUAGAACUCAAGUCUCCAGAUUCUGUAGGAGUAAGGCAAACCAAACUACUGCUGUUUAAGCCAUCUGUGUAAAUUGGAUGUGGUAUCGGUGAUUGUACGUCGAAAUGAGGAUGGAGCACAAGUUCUCUGCUGAACUUAGAUGCACAAUUCGAAGGAGUCAAACUUGCUGUUCCACCUUCAGAACAAUCUGUUUUGAAGAUGCUUACAUUUCAUCCAUGUCUCCAUUCAAGUCAAUGAUGCUUCUCUGGCAAGGGCAUAAAAUAAGGGUAAUUAUGUUUAAUACAGUCAUUAGUAUCAGUCAGUUUUAAUGAAAUAAAUUGGAGAGCAUGUUGCCUGGGCUCAGAAUCUGUCAUGAGAACCUACUUCCCUGAAAGUAGAUUAGUAAUUUUUGCUCCUUAAUACUUUAUCAAAGAAACUCACAAAUAAUUAAAGACAUUCCAAUACAGCAAUCCAUCACCACAAUAAUCCUUUAGGAACUGGGAUAGAUAUUCUAUAAAAUGGAGGUGAGGCUAUUUGCGCUGGAGUUUUUAGAUAACUUGAGGUGAAAAGGAGAGGAUUUUUGAAUCAGGCAGAAGGUAUAAUCUGUACAGCUCCUACUGUGUGCUGUUUUCUGAUCUGGUCUGCUAAAACUUACAAUCAUAGUUCAGUGUAACUCUGCUCAUGUGCGGAGACGUUUGAAAAGUUAAUUCUGACAGACGUGGUAUUCCAGACUUCACUCCUUUUUAACUUAAUGCUCACUGCAUUGAAAAAUAGGAACUUUCCAACCUUGAGCAUCCACAGUCCUUAGUAAGUGCACUCAGGAAUAGUAGAGUUAGGUUCAGCAAAAGCUCUUUCACCAAGCCUCAUAAGGGGCCACAAACUCACCUAAGCUGCCUAUAAGUGGAUGAUGUAAACAGAUUCUCUGGAGCAGGGCAAAAGCAAUCUCACAUAGAACCUGUGCAAAGAAACUCUUAUUUACACAGCCUGGACUGGCUCUGAACCCAGGCCAUCAGAACACACUGUAUCACCUGUCUUCUGUAAGAGACUUCCUGAAGGAAUCAGGGUGAAUGUUGGGGAUCGGUACAGACCCAUAAAGGCUCUGAUAAGACUGCCACUUUGUAAACUUCUGUUUGUUGAAAAGACCACGACCAGACAUAAGCCACUUUUCCCCUCCAUGCUAGGAUAAACCACUAUAUGACUGUUGGAUAUGGGGCUAAUUACAGGGGAAAAAUGGUUUCCAAUAUUUAAAAAAAAUUCAGUAAUUUUUACAAGACAAGUGAUUUACUCUAAAGUCAUUUACUCCACAAUCAAUGAGGCUGUUACUUCCUGCCAAAGACUGAAAAAAAGACACAACAUUGAAUCUAGGUUAGCAAGAGACUGAUCAAUCCAGUACUCAGUUAAUGGAAUGUAAGUUCAGAUUUUAAAACAGGACCCCCUUCCUUGUUUUGUGGUUUAGUUAGUAACACACUGUCUGUAUGGAAUGGAUCCUUCCUCAUCAAGCAGGUCCUAGCUUCAAUAUGGAGUUUACUAAUUUUACGUAGGUCUGUGGUGGGUGUGAGAAUUGGCCUGCAGUUGACUGGGAGGGGGUGGGGAGGGUUUGUUUGGUGAGCACAGUGGGAUGGAAGAAGGGGGUUUUGCCGUUCAGAUCAUAUUCAGUAAGUCCUGCUAAAAACACACGUGGACACUGGGUGGCAUCUGUUGAGCAAUCCUGUUUCUCAAUCAUAUAACCUGACAGGCACCCACUGGGUGAAGGAUAACCCAACCAGAGGUGCCUUUCAGGGUAGGAGAUACUCUGGAGAUUGGACAGGGAGGGGUUUGUCGCCAAGUGGAAUUUGGGGAUGGGGAUAAUUAAGGUGCAUAGUUGGAUGUUAAUGUCAAACAAUGAAUUGGCAAAACACAACAGCUAGUUAAGUGUAUGUUAGAUAUCGUAGAAAGUACAAACUUGCAGUUUAACUAAAGUCUUUGUGAAAAGUUAUGUAGAAAUACUGUAGGAUGGAGUCUUGCUGUACAGCUGUAAAUAUGCUACGCAACUUAACCCUCUUACUGCCUGCUUUUGUCAUGAGCUUGUGCUAGCUUUCCCUUAUCUGUACUGAAUGUUGUACUCUGAUGCAUUCUGCAACUGAAUAUCUUUGUAAAAUUUACACUUUUGACUGUUGCCUUGUGUCUGCUUUCUUAUUGUCUUUUGAAAAACUGUUAAUAAAUUCAGUUUGAAAUCCUAA